CAGAGUCAAGAUGCUGGCAGUCCGACAGAGAGCCCGAAGGGCUCAGCCAACAGCGCACGCACUCCGACCCGCUGCGCGAUUCUACGCAUCCGACCACGGUCACGACGCCCACCACGAUCAUCAUCAUGCCCCUCAAGUCGAGGAAUCGCCUGGACUGGGAUUGUACUUCGCCCUCGGCGCCUUAGGUCUCUCUAUGUUCACCUACUCCAUCUCGCGGCCGGGCAAGGAAGGCGAGGCGUCUAAGCUGUCCCAGUGGAUCGACAGCUACCGGGCACAAUCUCAGCAGACCUGGGAGCAGCGGAAUACCUUGCGUACGGAUCUCAAGGAGCAGGCAGCGGCCGACAGGCACCUGUUCAACACGGUUGAGAAGUCAAAAGCGUUUGAUCUGAGGACGCCCGAACUCAUCAACUCGGGCUCCCCGCACAAUGUCCCUGCGGGCCACUACGUGAACCUGGACUAUCUCGUCGAACAUUACAGGAAAGAGCAUCUAGAGGAAGAGGAGCGGAAAGCAAAGAAGUUGGCUGAGGCCAAGAAGGCGUGAGGCUUGGGCGGCGUUGAAAAGCCUUUGUAUUACACCAUUUGGUCAUCCAAAGCAAUAGAUUAUGGUCAAUUUUCUCUCAGAUUUGCACCUGAGCCUCGG
Molecule: messenger RNA, 640 nt
Organism: Cryphonectria parasitica EP155
Lineage: Eukaryota; Fungi; Ascomycota; Sordariomycetes; Diaporthales; Cryphonectriaceae
Exons: 4
Coding region: 11-541 (176 amino acids)
Cellular component (GO): mitochondrion
Source: RefSeq, a predicted model, not a curated record